CUGUCGUGUCCUUAUUUGAACAACAGGUGCAGUGACCACCCACUCUGACACUGGAAGUAUCAGACUGAUGAUAUCACCUUCCGCAUCCCAUAUUCAUCUUUGUAACAUGUUCCCACGAUAAUAGUGCUGUGUCAAACUGAUAUGAUCCUUACUCAGUGUGAACAGAGAACAUUUAAUGCACAUUCUCUGGGAUGUGAUAUGCAUGGUGUGCAUGCUAAUCUUCACGAGACCUUCUUACGGUGACCACGUGUUUCUGAGAAGGAGGCAGGGAUACUGUACAUGAACACUAAACACUGGACAUGGACACGAACAGUGUAAUGGCGGCCGGCUACUUUAUUAUCAUCUUUCACAUGUACAGUCGACCCGCUUGUGGAAUAUGUCCCGAUAAAGGAUUUCAAUUGAUUAACAUAUGUCGGCGUCCUCAAGACGAGUUCACCUUCACCGCGGGCAGCAUCCGUCUUCUCCCGAAAGACCUGCAACCUCACCUGUCUAUGUGUGUCUGUCAGUUAACGGUAAACAACUCCAGCCCGGAUUUACUAGUCACAAGGCGCCACUACCCUACCAUGCAGCAACUGUUUGACAUAUACUUACUGACCCCUGAUUUUACAGCAAAUAUUGGGAAUGUUUCAUUUACUAGUAUUGGAAAACCUAUUGAUGAAGACAGACCUUGGAGUUUUGUUGUGCAGAAACGGAAUUCAUCACGUGGCGCUGACGAUGACCCAUCUGAGUACUGUUUCUCACUACGGGCAUCAGACAAAACAACCUUAUCUCUACACUGCGAAACGUUUCCACAUCGAGCUUCAGAGAGUACAACACAAGUUUCAGUGACGGUGCUGGCCAGCUGUCUCGUGGCUGUUGCAGUUGUGUGUUUUGUUGCCGGAGUUGUCAUCGCAUAUUUCUGCUGCAGCAGCAGCCGGUUACGCGUGAGGACCCUGAAGGGCGAGACGACUGUGUGUCAGUUCAGAGAUAGUGGGAUCCACUCCAGCCAUCUGGAUAACCAGCACAUUGCCGAGGAAGUCGACACUUCAAGCGAGUAUGCUACGGUAGACUGCCGGAAAUAUGUCAAUGGGGUUCCGGAGGAUGUCGUGAUGAGGAUGACAAAGCUGAAGGCAACCGCAGACACCGACAAGAGCAGCCUUGUGACCAUGGAGAAUGAUCUGUAUGAAUGACGGGACACGGUCAGCUGACACAACAGCCGAGGCCAGUUGUUCCACUCAGGUCAUCUCGACAUAUCUUUGUGCAGGAAUUCACUCAGAUUAUUACGAGUGAUAGUUCAUGGUUUUCACAGGCGCCUUUCCCGAGCGUUUUACGUUUGGUAACCUGGUAUCACCUCUGCCUUUUGUGGUGGUAACAUUUAAAAUUACCUUUUUUUAGUGAGAGGCUAGUGAAUAUUUGAUGAUGAUGAUGAUGAUGAUGAUGAUGAUGACGUUGUUCCAGUUUGUCUCUUUGUUGUUUGAACAUGAUGACGUAUGAUGCCUUUGGUUUCCACUGCAAUAUUUUCACAUACUUUACUGACGUAACCUCGUUCGUGUGGAUUUUAUGUAGCCAUUACAGACAUGUAUGAUGUCGAAGGAAAAUCUGAUGAACAUCCGUGGUGGUUUCAAAAACUGAGAUUAUAUAAAUCUGUUGCGAUUGUUUGUGAGUUUACAAGUUCACUGUUUUGUUACCCAGUUCACCACAUGAGUGUUGCUUUAUUUAGUACAAUAAACAAAUUGAAAUAGUUUAUGAUAUUAUUGCUUGAGGAGAUAUUGAAUAUACAUGAUGAGAAUAAGUAGAAAUAAAUCUCUUUAAAAUCG
Molecule: messenger RNA, 1796 nt
Organism: Haliotis rubra (blacklip abalone)
Lineage: Eukaryota; Metazoa; Mollusca; Gastropoda; Lepetellida; Haliotidae
Exons: 6
Coding region: 300-1169 (289 amino acids)
Source: RefSeq, a predicted model, not a curated record